GGAGCCGCUUGGUCCAGAUCCAGGAUAUGGAUCGCGCUACACUGAAGCUUCUACUGGCUUUCAUGUACUCAGGAGUUUUGGACAUGACAAGUGCAAAAUCAAGGGAAUUGGAGCUUCUCAAUGCUGCAGACAAAUACGGAGUGGAAGAAUUGAAGCAGUACCUGGAGCUGCCCCUAUGUGCGCUCUUGAGCACCGUGAAUGCCUUUGAAUUGCUGAGGGCAUCGGAAAGGCACGACGUGCCACACCUAAAAGAAGCUUCUGUAGAACAUAUCAUUCACAAAAUGGACCGUGAAGAAAGUGCAAUCAUUCUCAAGGAGAUGAUGUUCGGGGAUGACAUGACAGAAAGGGUUUUGGCCGGAACGAUUAUGGAGAGGCUAUGGCUCAGUAAGCCAUGACGACCCAUUGUUUUUUGGGUUGAAUGUCAGAAAUAAGUGUCAAAUUAUAUAUAUUAUAUAUAUAAAUAUAUUUGUUUAGGCUUGGUAGGUGUGCUACUUUACUAGAUCGUACGGAGAGGGGACAACCCCCGCUUCUUGUAUCUCUUUCCCUUUUCUCUCGUUACUCUUCCCCCCUAGCUAAACCUCUGGACUAUUUUCUCAUGGCUAU
Molecule: messenger RNA, 603 nt
Organism: Closterium sp. NIES-67
Lineage: Eukaryota; Viridiplantae; Streptophyta; Zygnematophyceae; Desmidiales; Closteriaceae
Source: the annotation of a GenBank genome assembly